AUGAGUGCUAUUGAAGAAAGUCAGAACAAGUGUGGCCAGAGAACAGCUUUAUCACUAUUUUUCUUACUUGAAUUGAUUGCUUAUGUUCUGAGUUGCAUCGCUCUGAUAAACCCAAGCUGGCAGUACGUAUAUCUUGAAAAUGGCCGUACAGAGCAUCACCAUGGAUUAUGGCUUGAUUGUAAACGCGAUUAUUCUCAUGAUUAUGGUCGAAGUCGUGAAUAUUACGAGACGCUGUACAGGCUUAAUAAACAACAGUCACCAUUUGAUCAAUUUUUUCUCACAUCAUUGCUUUGCGUAUACAAAUUCGAUUAUUACAUUGAUAGCGAAGAUCUCUACGAUCAUAACCAUGAUGAGAAUCGUCUCCAGGAUGAUGCCAACCAGCAUCUACUGUUAGGGUGGAAGGUAGCAUCACUAGCUGCCCUUGGAUUUGCGGCAUUAACAGCAAGUGCAGCCUUAUUGCUUUCAGUUUGCGCUUUUUGUCAUCGCACCCUUAUUUGCGCUGCUGCUGUUCUUGUCUCUGUUGCUGCCUUGCUUUCUUCUGUGGGCAUAUUGAUAUUUUACAUUUGGGCCAACCAUCAAGACAACAAUAUUAUUAAAGAAGAAGAUGGCAUUUAUCAGCAGUAUUUUGGAUGGGCACUGUAUGUGCAAAUAGCGGGGACGACGAUUCAAUUUCUUGCAUCUUUCCUAGGUUGCGUUGUUACCUCAAUGGCAUUCAAGAAAAAUCGCACUAAACUGGUGAAAAUCGAGGUGGUUGAUAAAGACAAUUCAACCUUACUUGAUCGGACAGCUUCGCUUCCUUUCAAACGUUCGUUUUCGGCAGUUUACAAACUGGACUCAUCUGACCUCCAGAAAUGGGAAAAGGAUUACACAAAUAUCGUUCAGUCAGACAGCAUCACCAAACGGCGUUCAAUAUCGGUACCGAAUUUCAAGAAGUAUCAGAGGAAAAGCCAACAUAGUUCACAAGAAAGCAAAAUCACAAAGUCCACUUCUAAUUUAUUCACGAGCACCCAUCAAUCAAACCUAAAUACUGCUUCCGAAACGUUUCCUUCAACAGCAAAAAUACCACUGCCGCUUUCAUUUCCAGUUCCAAAGUCAAUUUUAAAAGCUUCAUCAAAACAGCAUCCAACGAUGCCGAAUGCAAAUCGACGAUUAAGCGAUGAUCCUGAUUUAACGUAUGAAUACUUGCCAGGCGACUCCGUAGGAAAUUCACGAAGUACGGAAACGUUAAACAAACCAUUCAUAACCAACUCUGCUGAUACCAGUUUAAUCAAAGGUGUUCCUAGUCAACGUACCCAUUCAGGGAGUUCAAUCAAUAUCUAUGAUAAAGUGUACGAGCAAUUCACAGAUACCGCUAAAUUAUAUGAUCAUGGACAGGCGAACAGUUGUAAGAAUAUCGCGACUUCUGCUGAUAAAAUUUUAAUUUGUUCUGAGAACGAACAGGUCAGUGAUGAAGAUGUUGGAAGAAGUACACUUAUCAACGAUGUGCCCUCUUGUUCGAACGCGACAAUCACCAAAUUAACUUCCGCGAAUUCGGUCUCUGGAACGAUCACUGUACCGACUGAUUGGUGUUCAUCUACUGAUAUGCGUUACAAUCUCCCUGUCCCAUCAAAUCAUAUGGCUUCACGACGUGAUAUCGGCAAAAUAAUGGUGCAACCGAUCGCAGCAACAUCUAUUUUGCGGGACUUUCCUGUAGAACGAAAUGGGAACGCAAGUCUUCAUUUUUCGAAUGAACACACAUUGAAUCACGUUCCGAAUGAUAUUGCAAUCAACACAUUCGAUCUUGAAACAUUUAGUGGAAGAGAAAAGGAAAGAUCCAUCAAGAAUUUAACUUUACGACCACAGAAAAACGGAAGCGUUGGGGUUUUCGAACGCACUAAUAAUUCAUUAAAAUACAGUUCACUAAAUAAAUGCAUGCUUAACAAAAGAAAAGUAUCAGAUUCGAUAACAAAAACUACCUUGUCAGAAAAUAAUGGCAUGCAGACGACAUGCGACGUUAUUUCCGUCCCUUAUAUGUGUUUAGAAGAUGAAAUGGAUCGUUCCGUAGGCUCAUCGGAUACACUUGACAGUAACGCGACUGUAAAGAGUAGCGGCCAACGGCAUGAAGCACAACUGUGUUUGAAUUUAUUCAUGAAUGGUCGGGUAGCACCAUUGCUUGUCGAACAUAGUUCUGGUGUUAGCUUAGCUGAAACAAAAAAGAACGGUAUCACCACCGUAUAG
This is a messenger RNA of Cercopithifilaria johnstoni, 2217 nucleotides long. Lineage: Eukaryota; Metazoa; Nematoda; Chromadorea; Rhabditida; Onchocercidae. The record is from the annotation of a GenBank genome assembly.